CCGGUGCUAGGCCCGGCCCAGCGCUAGGCCCGGCCCGGCGCGGCGCGGCAGGCGCUGCGCAGAGCAGAGCCUGGCUCCCCGGGGCGGCUGGCGGAAGUCCGGAGGGCGGCGGCGCCAUGCCCGGUCCGGCAGCGCCGGGGGCAGCGGCGGCGGGGCCCGGCCCCGACCCGGAGGAGAGCUACGACUUCCUCUUCAAGCUGGUGCUCAUCGGGGACGCCAGCGUGGGCAAGACGUGCCUCGUACAGCGCUUCAAAACCGGGGCCUUCUCUGAGCGCCAGGGCAGCACCAUCGGCGUGGACUUCACCAUGAAAAGCCUGGAGAUCCAGGGCAAGCGGGUGAAGUUGCAGAUCUGGGACACGGCUGGCCAGGAGAGAUUCCGAACUAUCACACAGAGUUACUACCGCAGCGCCAAUGGAGCAAUCCUAGCCUAUGACAUCAGCAAGAGAGGCUCUUUCCUGUCCAUUCCUCGCUGGAUCGAGGAUGUGAGGAAGUAUGCCGGUUCCAACAUAGUACAAUUACUGAUUGGAAACAAGUCUGACCUAAGUGGCCUUCGAGAGGUUCAGCUGGAAGAAGCUCAGAGUCUGGCUGAACACUAUGAUAAUAUCAUCUGUGCCAUAGAGACCUCUGCGAAAGACUCCAGCAAUGUGGAGGAGGCUUUUGUGAAGAUGGCUACAGAGCUCAUGAUGAGGCAUGGAGGCCCUAUGUUUAGUGAGAAGAAUACUGACAGCAUCAAGCUUGACAGCAAAGACGUUGUAGAAGGCUGGGGGUGUGGUUGCUGAUAUGAGCUAGGUGAUAUCCCUAACUUUACUGGAAUUUAGAUGGUGCUUCACCUAAUGCAGAGUAGCAUGGUAGCCAUAUUCUCCUCCUCCUGUGAAACCAGCAAUUUUGUAGAAGUUAGACACAAUCCUGUUUGCUUUGGUGUCUUAUUUUUAAAAAAGGGACUCUUGAGAGGCAGUCCUAAAAGUCAAGCCCUCUGAAAAACUUACUCAACAUUUGUCCUCACCAUUUUCUUUUCUGUAACCUUUACACAAGUUACAAAAGCAGAGGAAAAAACUUUGAACUGGUGAUGUGGGUGGGGAGGCAGAUGGUUGGGGAAGAGAUUGAUGCAUACCCAAAGUUCUGAAGAUGUAGCAUGGAACUGUCAGCAAAGGAGGUCACUUGUGGAAUAGGCAAUCUUGACAGUGUCUCUUUAAAUCCUCAGCACUCCACCAAUGACCAGAAAGUGACAGUGUCUUUGAUAAUGGUAUUUCAAGUGUCAGAUGACCCAGUGUUUUGCUUACAGGACCAAAUAGCAAUCACCUGUCCUAUGGCAUAUGGAUUGCUAGUUAGUAUUGGAACGGGAGUUGGGGGGGAGCCUUUUCUCAGGUUUCAUUAUUUUUUUUUAAGUUAUCAUUUAACAAAAAGCAAAAUCAACCUGAGCAAUAUCACAUGACUUGCUGUCAAGCAGGAUUGGACCAGUGUAGCAGUUAUACUGCCUUGAGAAGAGGGUAGAUGCAUUUCAUUUGUUAUUGUUUGAACAGUGAUAGCUCCCUUUUCCAAGUGGGUAUCAUUGAGUUUUUGCCCUCAGGUCUCUCAAUUUCAUUCCAUAACUCAAGACCUGCACCACUGGAAAGAGGAACUAGAGAAACCUUGAACUGACUGGUAGCCAUGAUCUCCUGCCAUGUGCCUAAUGGUCAUAUACAGGGUUAAUUCUGGUCAUACAUUUGACAUUAUGUUACCAGAAUGUUUAUUGCUUAAGUGGCAUAUGUGGAUUUUGUUUUUGUUUUGGGAUUUUUUUUUUUAGACCAUCUCUUUAAGUACAAUCUGGGCAUGUAACAGGAAAGAAGACCUCAGAAUAGCUGAAAACUGCAUGCAUUGCAACUUCUUGGUUGUAAGAAACCAGCAUCUUUUCAAGUGAUUCCUUCCCAACUUUGUACUCAACUGCUUCCCUUUCCCUGUCACAAGUUACCAAUUGAUUUUCAUUUCUUGAAAACACUCAGCUGGAAAAUCUUUCAUUGUUGAUCAAAAGUCUACACUCUUAAGUAGAAGAGAUUUCAUAAUUCAACUACAUAUAGUUGUCUUUCAGAUUCAGCUCUGUGUUGUACGUUGUAGAUGCAGUUGAAGUACUGAUGGCAGCGGUCCUCUCUGCACUUACACUCUCAAGCACCUUACAAAAAUGGAUUUGCAAAGGGAGCAGAAGCAGGAUUAUUUUUAACCCUGCAGUCAAAGCAAAGGUGUUCAGAGGUGACAAGUGAUUUUUGCAAUCCUGAUACUCUGAAGGAGUUCAUUUUCAGAAAGCACCCACUUAAAGUGAAGUCACUUGUCCCUUUUGAAAAUCUUGAUCAAAAAGGUGUUGAAUUGGUUUGCUACGAGGGCUACACCAAUUUUUAGCCAUUCAAUAUAUCCAGUAUGAAAAUCAGGAAGAUUUAAGAAAGGGCUAGUGGAUCCUGAUUUCAAUAGUAUUCACCUACCUACAGAAAAUACUAAACCAUUCUCUGGUCUGUUGGGUUUUUUUUAAACUAUGAGGUAGAUAAUUGAGGAGUUACGUAUGCUUUGUAGCCUGUUUGCUUCUAAUCUAAGGCAUUAGUUUUCAAGUUUCAUAGUUGUAAGAGCAAAAGGGCCUUACAUUUUUCAAUUAGUAUAGUUUUCACAAUUCUAAUGUUUUAUAUGGAAGGGCAGGUUGAGCUGCAAUACUCAGUAGUAUUUUUGGAUAGUUCUCCAGAACAUUCUCAGCUCUCCUACAUCCACAGAUAACAGGCAGUAAGAGUCCAGCAGUGGCUGGACUCUGAAAAUGAGAAUUGUCCAAACUCUAGAUUUGUUAGUGAUCAGUGAACCCGCUAUUCCACUCCUGGGAGAAACUAUGAAGACCGUCCAAGCUAAUACUCAGUCCUGAUGACUGCUUUUCCUCCUGGUUAGAUGGUCCUUAAGAUACAGAAUACUAGCAAGCAUUUGAGUUUAUGUCACAACAUAGUGUAGUUUAAGUCUGUAGGUCAUAGUCCUGCAGUUCUGCAUGCUUAAAUGUGGACCCUCAGAUAAGCUCAGCACCUAACUAUUUGCAGAAUUAGUGCCAAAUUAUUUAAGCUGUACCAAUAGAAAUUCACACACAUUUAAAAACAGUAUUGCUGCUACUCAUUGAAAUCAGUAGUUUACAUUGUAACUUGUCUUAAAACUAGAGCAAGAUGCAAAAUGAACAUAAAUUCUGCUUCCAAUGCAGUCAGUGAAUGAUUGUGUUUUUACAGUAGGUGGAGAACUGAGGAAUUACCCAUCCAUUUCCUUAGUUUUGAGGUUUGUUUAGUAAACAAGUAGAAUCAGAGCAAACGCUAUACUUUUCCUUACAAUUUGCCCCCUUAUAUCUCUUUAGCUAGUCUUGAAGGUUGAGAUUCUGCAGGUUAGUCUGUUUCAGUCAGAAAAUGUGAAAUACAGCAUUGGUGAUUUGGUUGCUGUGUUUUCAAAUGAAGGCAACAAUUCAGAUUAGUUUUCAUUUUGCUGUAGAAAACUGUGUGCUGAUUUUGGUUGGGAUAGAGUUAAUUCUCUUUACUGCAGCUGGUAAAGCACACUAUGGCUUUGUCUUCUGACUCUUGGCCUUUCUAUGCUGUAACAAGUGUAAUGCAAGUUUGCAUGCCCUACCUAACUGAACAAAAGGGAACAAAGACUGAAGACCUGGUUUAUUUUUUUGGGUUAGUAGGAAAUAUGAAUGACUGCUUGGGCUGUCAGUAGAGAAAGGUUAUUUCAAUUACCAAACCCUUUCUUUGUCUAGUAGUAAUAGCACAAUACUCCCAAGACUGAUAGCUUCUUGACCAGAAUUAAACAGUAAAUGUAACUUAGAACUUUUCACUCCCCUUCUGAAGACUUUUAUCAAAUCUGUAAUUCACACACAAAGCUAUUUAAUUCAAGUAUUAGGAAGACAGUCCUGUUGGUUUAAUUCCAUUAAUCCUAUUGAAACCAAAAGAAUACCUGGGUGAAGAGAGUAAGUAGCGAUAAACCUGAGAUUUACGGGUAAAAUGUCAGUUUCAAACCUCAGGUUACAAAUGUGCACUGAUCUACAUCAAGUGAAUAGUUCAGUAGUGCAUGAUCAGAGUUCACAGCAUAAACAUUUGCCAAGAAACCUGUUUACUGGCAAUUGAGCAUUAACAAGACUAUGGUGCAGUAAUUGCUAUUAAGCAGAUCUCCUUGGCUGACCAUGUAUUUGCAUUAGUAUUUAUCUUUUUUUUUUUUUUUUGGCAGUACCCAAAGUAUGCAAAACAUUACAAAAACACAGAAAGGGACGUUGAUCCCUGCCUCGUAACACUUAGGAGUGGAAUGCAGAGGCAAAUACUGAAAUGAAAUCAUCAGCAGAAUGUGGUUCCCAGGAGUGUAGGCAUUGUUACCCUUUGUAUUGAUUUUGAGUUAAGCUAAUUUUCUCUCUAGUUACUCAUCCAGUCCAUCAUCGUGGAUGGAACUUGCACAAAUAUUUAUAAUUAUGUAAAUAUAAUACCAAAUAAAUGUCAGCCCAGAAACCUGCUAACACUUGCUUUGCAAAACAAAUUUUUUUAAAAAUGAAUAUACUUAAGAACAGAGGAAAAGUCCUAAUGAUUUUAUCACCCUCACUGUACUGGAAAGCACAUCACUUUUGGUGGGGUGGGGGGAAACUACAAAACUAAAUGAAGCUCAGCUAACACUGCACAGAGUUUUAAAAACUUUAUGAAAAGCGAAGCUCUUGCUCAGUUUUUUCUUUGCCUUUAAAGAUCAUAUUUAUUUGAAUAAUAGAGCUGAUUGUCAUGUGCAAUAUACAUGCAUUACUGCAGUAGUACAGUACGGUAUGUACACAUGCACACAGUAACACCUUUAAAUAAUAUUAAAGCCUUUCCUUGAUUUGCCCCAUUACGAGUUACACCUCUGUUAUUUAAUCUCAUAGUCCCAGCCAGUUGACUGUUUGAAUAUCUUUUGCCAUCUCAUGCCAGUCCUGAGGGAACUGGGAGGUAGUAACAUUAUUAGUUUCUCAUCAUAGGAUUGUUUUACUCAAUGUUGCAAUGAGAGUCUCUUUAAAUCAAGAUGAUUUUGUAUGUUAUUUCAUUAAUAGAAAUUGUUUAUCUUUACCUAUCCUGCUUCCAAAACAUUUAUCUAUUAACAGACCACUGAAGUUUUACCCUAUUGCAUUAUUUUGGGAGAACAGUGUCCUGGAGGAAAAUGAAGUAAGAACAAAACAGAAAAAUAAAGUUACUCUCCUUUUGGUAACUUCCAGCCUUGGAGAGUGCUCAGUUUAACCCGUCAGGCAUUCUCUGUGGACACCUCACAGCAACAAACCAGGUUUUUGGCGGUGUGCAACUAGCAAACAGGGAAAAUCCAAGGAAAUAGUUACAUUUAAUUACAGUUGAAUGAAGCGUAGUGACUUCAGAGUCACAGAGCAGAGUCCUUUAUAAUUGGGCUGUUCUCAGAUUUGACAAUUCUUUUCCAUGCUGUAAGAAGGAAUUAAUGGAUUUGGGAAAUACUGUCUUAGUUUUAUUUUUGUAGUAUGUUUUGGUGCUGAUUUUUCACUGAGAUUUCAGUUAGAGAAUCAGCCUCCUGGGUAUUUUAGUUUUUACUGGCCAGGUGAUGUUACAUUUCUUUUAACUCAAUUGAAUUGGGUUUUAGAGCUAUUUGAAGCAGCAAAAAAUCUCAGAUGGAAGCAUGUAAUUAUAAUCCCCACUACGCACUUUAGGAAAAAAAACCCAAACUAUUUCACAACUAGAUGUUCUGACUUUCAGCAGAAGUUUAGCCCUCUGCUUUUUUUUAUUAUUUCAUUUUAGUUUACUUGGAAAAGAGCAGGGUUACAGAAUCAAAACAAACCAACCCACCCAAACGUAUAUUUGCUGUCCAUGGAAUUGUUGCCAGAGGUUAGAUAAAAAUAGCCAGCAUACCCUCCUGUCCUGAUCUUAGAUGGCAUUUUUUUAACAUGACUGAAAAAUAUUAAAAUGCACUUUAAAAAGAAUUCUUUGAAGCACAAAAGGCUUGUGAUUUUUUUUCACUCUUUUUUUUAACAAGGGUUUCUAUUACUUGAAUACUGAUAAAGGCAGUUACCUGUAUUAUGUUUGCAACUUCAGGCAUCAUUUAAGACAGACUGUCAACAAAUGCCUUGUUUUUCCGUAUGAGUCAGCAGCCAGCGGAACAAGGGAACACAAUAACUUCACAAGAAUGGGAAAAGUAAAACCUGGGAAGAUUUUCUAUUUAGUCUGAUUAAAUGUGCUAGGUUUAAUCAAUACUUACUCAGGUCAAAGAAAAUGCUUUCUUUCCCAAAGGUAAAAUAAUACACUACACAAAUAGUUAUGGGUUUUCCUGUUAGCUUUUUGUACAACAGAAAUUUGACAGAAGAUGAGUGGACUGCUAAACUAGUUAAGUGUAUGGUGACAGCAUAGUGUAACAUUUAGAGAGCUAUUAAAUUGGCUUAAACCUGUAUUUAGAACCUCUUCCUUCCAUUAUGAGCUAAAAAGUAUGUCUCUCUCCCCCAGGAGACCAUUUGAAAACCCUUAGAAGAUCCAAGAUCGUACCUUGAUAAAAAUUUAUUCAGGCUCUCUUCAUCAUUGAAGAAAUCACUGUCCAUGUUUCUUUUGCAAGAUACUUUUAGACUUUGGUUAAGUUAUUUCCAAUUUGAUUAUCCAGCUGAACUGCUGACUGAGUUCUACUGACUUUCAACCUCAAAUUUAACAGAAAACUAAGGAUUAAUCUUCAUAUUACAAAGCACUGAAGGGUCACGAGAUAAAAUAUAACCAACAGGUUUUUGCACAUGUAUGCUCCUGUGACAGUUACUUAAUAUCUGUUACUUACGUUUAUAAUACACUGUACUCUGAAAUCAGUCAAGUCCAGCUUUGCGAUCAUACACCUGAGUAGGUAGUGUAGGUUAGGCUAAGGUAUUAGGUAAGUACAGCAGCUUCACAAAGCUACUUCUGUUUAAGCCACUUCUGUCUAAGGUUUACCUAGCCCAUUCAAAAUUUGCUAUUACAGCUAAAUUACAAAUUAACUAUUUUCUUUUACCUUAGUCAUAAACAUAACAUUUUAAAAAAUCGUACAUCUAUAUCUUUCAAUUUUAAAGCCUAGACUAGGAUACUAAGAACAGUAGUCACUUGUUUUAAGCUUUUGUAAGAACAUAUACCUCAUCGUUGACUGCUCUGUAGAAGUUUAAACCUUAAUUCCCCCAUAAAAUCACUCAGACAUCUUAAAGUACACACUACUCAGAUGUAAUAGCUAGCUAAAAGGAUCCAAGUUUCUGUAAACUUUAGCUUAGAGAAAGUACCUUACAUAUGACCAAAAUUGUGGCAAGCUAGCAGUUAUGAUUUCUAAUUCUUCAAUACAUAAAAAAAAAAAACCCUUAUGACACAAAGAGUAUUUUCUCCAGAUAAAAGCAGAGGAAAACAUUAAAUGGGAGACUCUAUUUCCUUAGAAAUUCUUUUUAAGGCACCUGACCAACACAAUCUGUAUACUUCCAAAAGCCAGGCUCUUUUCAGUAACUGCUAGGUAACAUCCUAUUACACUGCACUGGGCUGUAGAACACGCAGUGAUCAACACCCGUUUUUUCUGCAGUAAAUUCUGUGAGCGUUACAGACUUGUGAAGAUGUGAGGGAGUGAUUUUGGGUAUCUAAACUAUUGUGCAUGAAAAGAAUGGUAGGAAGGACUGUCCUUUGAACACAGCAUGCAAACUUGUCUUGACAAUCUGAAGGUACAAUCUGAAGGAGCUGAGUUUUCAGAGCCAUUAAAGCCGCAGACAGAUGCCUACCAAUAUAUUCAAAAGCAUCUAGUUACCAUUGGAAAAAAGCACAGCAGUUGUGUGGAACUGGUUUUGCACUAAAGAAAAAUAGUUAGCAGAAAAAAAAUACAUUAAUGAGAAAGGUAGAGCAUCCUGAUUAUUCUGUAUUUUUCAUGUUCAUUCCCUAUUUCAAUGAUGUAAGUAAGCAUUUGUUCCCUUUAUAAAUGGUAUUAAAAUAGAUUAUUUUAAGUGUGAAAAGUAGUUUGGUACCUGACAGAAUAAAAUGCUAUAUUGCUGUAUACAUUUUCUUAAGAGAGUGGUAACGUUGAUGAGGAGAAUAACUUUGGUAAUACAUUUUGGAGGUGUAACAAUAGGGAUUCACCAGUUAGAGCGAAGGUGAAGUGUUGGCAUGGUGCUCCAUAUGCCCACCAUUUCAAGACCAGGGGAAGCCAACGGAUGAGAUCAGACACUGUCCUGCUUGCCAGACUAAAGUAGAUACAGACGUAUACUGAGCAGAAGGUGAAUUUAGUUAUUUGUAACAGUUUCUAAAGAUUUCUAUUUUAUAAGAUUUUUGAUAGUCACAUAUGCUCAGUGCUGUCAACCAGCUUUUCCCUCUUUUGUGCCUCACUCACUGGUAUCUGACAGAUAUAAAACCCACAACUCCAGCGACUAAAUAGCAUUCAGGUGAAUCUGGCUCACAUACCUGUUGGGGAGAAAAUAAAAAUCUCUAAUUCAUACUGAAUUCAUUUGCUGCAUUCCAAAAUUAUUUGAGGGGUUUGGAUUAUAACUGUUAAAAUUAUUCUGCAUUUUCUAGGACAAAUUUGUUGCUGUUUUUCAAGGUUUCUUCCAGAGAUGCAGGCUCUACAUUUCUAAUCAUCAGUAACUACUUAGCUUUUAAACUUUCUUAUCACAAUACUGACUAGAUCAUUUGGAAUAUGAGGAGACAAGGGAGCAAGCUUGCAUACUACAGUAAUUUUUUAUACUUUACCUUCAUCUAUUUAUGAAUUUAUUAUGAAAAAUAUUUUUAAACAUAUGAAACCUGCUUUUUGUUGUGAAUUUUAGUAAAGUAGUGGAUACAUUGUACUGUGUAUCAUUAAAAAGGUUUAAUUAAACAUUUGGCAAUUAA
Phalacrocorax carbo (great cormorant) is the source of this 8801-nucleotide messenger RNA. NCBI's taxonomy places the organism in Eukaryota, Metazoa, Chordata, Aves, Suliformes, Phalacrocoracidae. The record is from RefSeq and is a predicted model, not a curated record.